GCUUUAAUUAUUGGUCCUUCUGGAACGCCUUACUCUAACGGUUGCUUCAUCUUCGACAUCUUCAUUGAUGCAGAAUACCCAGAAAAACCACCCAUUUUCCAUUUAUGCACCACCGGUGGUCAUUCUGUUCGAUUCAACCCUAAUCUCUACAACGAAGGCAAAGUAUGCUUAUCGGUGCUCAAUACAUGGCACGGCCGACCAGAAGAGCAAUGGAAUCCCAAGACUUCCAACUUGCUUCAACAGAUGGGCAAUUCAUAAAUAUGAACACCAAGAUAUUGUGGCCUCUGUUUUGGUCGCAGUCUUUUUUCGCUAUAUAGAAGUGGUUUACUUUCGUUUUCGCAAAUUGCUCGUAUUGUCAGGCCGACCUAGUAGGACAUCUUGUCCAAAGUCUUCUGCUAUAGUAGUUAUGAUAAUUUCCAGCGUCGAGCCAUGGACGUGA
This is a messenger RNA of Protopolystoma xenopodis, 439 nucleotides long. The record is from the annotation of a GenBank genome assembly. Lineage: Eukaryota; Metazoa; Platyhelminthes; Monogenea; Polystomatidea; Polystomatidae.